GGAUCACAAUGCAUCGUUGACAACUUACAAAUCAAAAGAAUUCAAUAAUAACUAAACAAAAAUCCUUUUUGUUGAAAAAAAAAAACAUUGAAUUGUAAAAUUUUCGUGCAGUAAAAGUGAGAAAUAUGGACAAUCUUUCGGAUCAAAUGGGAUUGUUGAGUGAUGAUUUAAUAGAAGAAUGUUCAGAAGAUUCAGACGACCAUGGUCAUUCGAAAAAUAUUCCACUUCGUGAACAGGAUCGAUUUUUACCCAUUGCAAACAUAGCGAAAAUCAUGAAAAGAGCCAUACCCGAAAAUGGAAAAAUUGCAAAAGAAGCACGUGAAUGCAUUCAAGAAUGCGUGUCUGAGUUUAUAUCAUUUAUUACGUCCGAGGCUAGUGAACGAUGUCAAAAUGAAAAACGAAAAACAAUCAACGGUGAAGAUAUACUUUAUGCAAUGUGCGCACUUGGUUUCGACAAUUAUGUCGAUCCAUUGACAUUGUAUCUACACAAGUAUCGUGAAACAACUAAAACUGAUCGGAAUAUCAGCGGUGCUGAUAGUUCAUUUGACGAAUCAAGUACAAGUAAUUUCAAUCUAAAUAAUUUGAGGAAUGGGACCAAUGCAAGUACGUCAAACAAUAGUGCCACAACAAAUGGAACAAUAACAAAUGCAAAUACAGCAGCUAACAUAUCGUCAGUGGGUGGUGGUGCCGGCGUUGUACUAGGACAAAUUGGCGAAAGCAUAUUAUACUAUGAUGCACAAAAUCAAUCGUUUCAACUAUAGAAUGAAUGCAUAUAGUUAUGAUUCUUUUUUUUCUUUUCAUUUCAUUUAUUUUUUAGUAUAUACGACCUAAAAAAAGAAAAUUUUAGAAAUAAUAUCGAAUGCAAAUGA
Contarinia nasturtii (swede midge) is the source of this 869-nucleotide messenger RNA. It is a transcript of the gene Nf-YB, whose product is annotated as nuclear transcription factor Y subunit B-3. The transcript is spliced from 3 exons. Gene Ontology annotation, biological process: regulation of transcription by RNA polymerase II. NCBI's taxonomy places the organism in Eukaryota, Metazoa, Arthropoda, Insecta, Diptera, Cecidomyiidae. Gene Ontology annotation, molecular function: protein heterodimerization activity; RNA polymerase II cis-regulatory region sequence-specific DNA binding; DNA-binding transcription activator activity, RNA polymerase II-specific. Bases 126 to 761 code for a protein of 211 amino acids. The record is from RefSeq and is a predicted model, not a curated record. Gene Ontology annotation, cellular component: CCAAT-binding factor complex; nucleus.